Molecule: messenger RNA, 1809 nt
Organism: Closterium sp. NIES-65
Lineage: Eukaryota; Viridiplantae; Streptophyta; Zygnematophyceae; Desmidiales; Closteriaceae
Source: the annotation of a GenBank genome assembly
AUGGGGCGUUUCUUCUCAUACGUUCACAUUCGUGCACUCGUGCACGCAUGUGCUUCUACGCAUGUGCUUCUACUCAUGUGCUUCUACUCAUGUGCUUCUACUCAUGUGCUUCUACGCAUGUGCUUCUACUCAUGUGCUUCUACGCAUGUGCUUCUACUCAUGUGCUUCUACGCAUGUGCUUCUACGCAUGUGCUUCUACUCAUGUGCUUCUACGCAUGUGCUUCUACUCAUGUGCUUCUACUCAUGUGCUUCUACGCAUGUGCUUCUAUGCAUGUGCUUCUACUCAUGUGCUUCUACUCAUGUGCUUCUACGCAUGUGCUUCUACUCAUGUGCUUCUACUCAUGUGCUUCUACGCAUGUGCUUCUACUCAUGUGCUUCUACUCAUGUGCUUCUACGCAUGUGCUUCUACUCAUGUGCUUCUACUCAUGUGCUUCUACUCAUGUGCUUCUACGCAUGUGCUUCUACGCAUGUGCUUCUACUCAUGUGCUUCUACUCAUGUGCUUCUACGCAUGUGCUUCUACUCAUGUGCUUCUACUCAUGUGCUUCUACGCAUGUGCUUCUACUCAUGUGCUUCUACUCAUGUGCUUCUACUCAUGUGCUUCUACGCAUGUGCUUCUACGCAUGUGCUUCUACUCAUGUGCUUCUACUCAUGUGCUUCUACGCAUGUGCUUCUACUCAUGUGCUUCUACGCAUGUGCUUCUACUCAUGUGCUUCUACGCAUGUGCUUCUACGCAUGUGCUUCUACUCAUGUGCUUCUACGCAUGUGCUUCUACUCAUGUGCUUCUACUCAUGUGCUUCUACGCAUGUGCUUCUACUCAUGUGCUUCUACUCAUGUGCUUCUACUCAUGUGCUUCUACGCAUGUGCUUCUACGCAUGUGCUUCUACUCAUGUGCUUCUACUCAUGUGCUUCUAUGCAUGUGCUUCUACUCAUGUGCUUCUACUCAUGUGCUUCUACGCAUGUGCUUCUACUCAUGUGCUUCUACUCAUGUGCUUCUACGCAUGUGCUUCUACUCAUGUGCUUCUACUCAUGUGCUUCUACGCAUGUGCUUCUACGCAUGUGCUUCUACUCAUGUGCUUCUACUCAUGUGCUUCUACUCAUGUGCUUCUACGCAUGUGCUUCUACUCAUGUGCUUCUACUCAUGUGCUUCUACUCAUGUGCUUCUACUCAUGUACAUGUUUGACCCUGUGCCCAUGCGGCAUGUGCUCACAUAUUUAGAAGGGCACGAUCAGGAGCAACCCCAGCAGCAAAUGCCUCCCCGCCCGCACUGGCAGCACCAACCAGUCCCCCCACACCGCCCCACUCCCCCCCUUCCCCCAGACGCCCCUAUGUACCCCCUAGACGCGCCCCCGCUCCCCCCCCAUCCCCCCCCCGCGGCUGCCCCUGCAGCAGUGCCUGGGGGUGGGGGGGGCUACAUGGAAGGCCCGUCAGGGGGACCCUUGAGGGGAAUGGGGCGGGGGGCGAGAGGGGGGGAGAUGAGGGGAGGGGAGAUGAGGGGAGGGGAGAUGAGGGGAGGGGAGAUGGGGGGGAUGGGGGGUGGGGGGAUGAGAGGGAUGGGGGGCGGGCCUGGGUAUGGGCCAGGGGGAGGGGGAGGGGGAGGAGGUGGGGGAGGGUAUGGAAGGGGAGGGAUGCCAGAACCGCCACUGCCAUCACCAGCUGCUGCUCCUGCUGCACCUGAGCCGGUAUUGGACGUGGAGCAACAGAAGGCCCUCCUGGCUCAGGUGAUGAGCCUAACACCUGAGCAGGUGAACGCGCUCCCACCUGACCAACGCGCCCAGGUGCUGCAGCUGCAGCAGGCGCUGGGCAGGUGA